Molecule: messenger RNA, 1125 nt
Organism: Arctia plantaginis
Lineage: Eukaryota; Metazoa; Arthropoda; Insecta; Lepidoptera; Erebidae
Source: the annotation of a GenBank genome assembly
AUGAUCUUAGAAAGGCUGAACAGAUUUUCUUCAAUUAUAACUAAAUUCCGUAGGCACCAUCGUGGAGACGCAGGAGCCGGGAAAGUGCCACGCUUUGAAGAUAGUCUUAACAACCUAACCGUAUCGUUGGGAAGAGAGGCAGUAUUCACUUGUGUGGUCAAUGAUCUCGGCUCCUACAGGGUGGCGUGGUUACGUGUGGACACGCAGACUAUCCUGACGAUUGCCACCCACGUCAUUACCAAAAAUCACCGUAUCGCAGUAAAUCACAGUGACCGCCGAGUAUGGUUCCUUCACAUACACGACGUACGGCAGUCAGACCGAGGCUGGUACAUGUGCCAGCUUAACACUGACCCGAUGAAGAGCCAAACCGCUUACCUAGACGUAGUAGUUCCACCGGAUAUUCUGGACUACCCCACGAGUAGUGACCAAGUGGCCAGAGAAGGUGUAAACGUGACGCUAAGGUGUGCAGCACAUGGAGUGCCAACACCUACAGUUGUAUGGAGAAAGGAGGCCGGCGACUUGUUGCCCACCACUAACUUUAGUGAUACACAUAAUUCAUCUGUAAAUGGCGCAGUACUUCAGUUAGUAAAAGUAUCAAGAUUACAUAUGGGGGCCUACUUAUGUAUUGCAAGUAACGGGGUCCCACCCUCAGUCAGCAAACGUGUCAUGCUCGUUGUACACUUUCCACCAAUAAUGACUAUACAAAACCAAUUAGUGGGAGCAAAAGAAGGUGACACUGUACACUUGGACUGCCAUUCUGAAGCUUUUCCUAGAUCUAUUAAUUAUUGGACGAUAAAUGAUCAAAUAAUAUCGCAAUCAGACAAAAGGUUUGAAAUCACGGCAGUAGAGAGAGGAUACGAGGUGGAUAUGAGGCUGAAGAUUAAAAAAGUUGGCAGACAUACUUUCGGUACAUACAGUUGCAUAUCAAAGAAUUCUCUCGGAGAUACGGACGGAACAAUAAAAUUAUACUCAUUGUCCGGUAAAUUCGAGGAAAUGCAGUACAACGAGUUGGGUGAGUCAGACGAGGGUCCCGAUGUCAGCGAGCUGGAAGCGCUCAAGAGGAGCGCAGCGUCAAGAACGUACUUUCUAUCCGUGAUCUUCGUAGUCGUUUACGUUGUAUUAUAA